Microthlaspi erraticum is the source of this 1137-nucleotide messenger RNA. The record is from the annotation of a GenBank genome assembly. Lineage: Eukaryota; Viridiplantae; Streptophyta; Magnoliopsida; Brassicales; Brassicaceae.
AUGGAUGAACAAGAAGAGAAUCGGAGCACAACAACACAAUCUUCAUCUCAAUCGACCUCAGAUGACAACAACAGAUCUAAACCAGUCCCGUUCCCUCUCGAAGUAACCUUCAAGAUACUCUCAAGACUUCCUACGAAAUCCGUCGUGAGAUUCCGCUCCGUCUCCAAGCUCUGGGCGUACAUCACCACCACUCCACUAUUCACCAAGGCUCGCUCCUCCGCGUCACGUCCCUGUGUUCUCUUAACCUUCCGAAAAUACGACAUCCUCGCCGUCUUCUCGUCUCCGCUUCGCAACAACACUUCUUCUCACGUCGGAAACUACCGACUCCCAAUCCCCGACUAUGGUUUCCUCCCUCGUUUCGAGUCCGUCCACGGCUUGGUUUGUCUUGAAGCCCCUACGCAGCUCGUGAUUUGGAACCCGACGUUGAAACGUUUAUUCACUUUACCAGAAGCCAAAUCCAGCGAAUGCAACUACAAGAGAGGCUUUCUUGGUUAUGAUCCCGUCGAUGGUACAUACAAAGCAUUGUGCAUUCUCACUGGAAGGGACUCUCGGAUUCUCACGUUGGGAGCUCAAGAAUCAUGGAGAACAACAACCAAUGAUAGUAGCAAGCCAGUGCAUUGGCCUACUAAAGAUUGUGGGAGAUGCAUUAAUGGAGUAAUCUACUAUAGGGCUAAUUUAUCUUUCCGGCCUCUGAAGCAAGUUGUAAUGAGCUUUGAUCUCAGAUCGGAAAAGUUUUUACCGAUUGAGUUUCCGAUGCCUGAUCACGAUCGCUGUCUAAUGGUGUCUUACGAGGGGAAGCUAGGUUUGGUAAGUUCUGUUAGCUCUGGUGUUGGGAUAUGGAGUUUGGAGAACGCGGAGAAUCAAGAAUGGUCGUAUAGGAAGUUUCUUUUACCACCUAUUUACCAAACAUGGGAUUUGAAAGGUGUUACUGAUGAUGGUGAGGCUAUUUACGUGCCGAGUAGUUUUGAGGACUCGUUUUAUGUGGUCUAUUUUGAUCUGAAGAGUAAAAGUGUUAGAGAGACUAAGAUUCAAGCUAUUGGACGUGACGACGUUUGGCGACCUGAUCGACUUGGAUGUGAUCUUAUUAAUGACUUUUGUGUUUUACCUAAUCACAUUGAGAGUUUCAUGUCAUUGUAA